AAGGGAGGACCCCUUGGUGAGCUGGUGUUUGUUAAAAAAUCGGAGUGAGAAGUGAAUUGCUGGAGUUUUCUUUAUCACUUUAUUGAUGACAGUGUGGAUCAUAGCCCACAUAUGACUUCCGGCAGUCGAUGAUGUCAAAAUCUUCUCUCGGCAGAAAGAUUGUUUCUGCUAAGGUGACCGACUGGGUGAAUCCAUCAUUUGAUUGCAUCAGCAAAUCUCCCUUACCACAGGUUGCAGACAGAAAGCCAUCUGCUUGUUCAAAGUCAAGUGGUGGGAAUCAGAAAAUUCUUUGGACAGGAAGUGACAAAAAAUUUCAUUCCAAUACCUUAAAUGACACAAAGGAUCAAAAAAGAAUUAAAGUAUCUCAUGUGGAACAGACUUUAAGUCGCUGUAGGCAAAACUCCACCUCAAAUCGCAGUAGUUCCUGGGUGGAUGAAUAUCGACCUCAAGCACAGGGUGAACUUGCGGUUCACAAGAAGAAAAUUGAAGAGGUUGAUAGUUGGCUGAAGGCCCAUACAUCAGAGAGAUGCCAUCGGCAAGAUGGCUCCAUCCUGCUGUUAACAGGUGGCUCAGGCACUGGCAAGACGGCUACCAUACACGUCCUUGUGAAGGAGCUGAGCAUUCAGCUACAGGAAUGGAUAAACCCAUUAUCGCAAGAGAAAUUUAAAGCUUGGGAUGAAUUCGAACACCACUAUAACACUGGCUCCAGUUUCCAAGCGUACAUGGGCAAGCCACAAGCUGUCCAGUUUGAAGAAUUUUUGCUGCGAGCCAGCAAAUAUAAAAAGCUCCAGAUGGUGGGAGACGUUCUGCAUUUGGACAAGAAACUGAUUCUUGUUGAGGAUAUCCCUAAUCAGUUUUAUAGAGAACCCUCUUGUUUGCAUGAUAUCUUACGGAAGUUUGUUCAGACGGCCAGAUGUCCAUUGGUGUUCAUAAUUUCUGACAGCUUCAGUGGAGACAGCAACCAGCGGUUACUCUUCCCUCACGACAUCCAAAAGGAACUAGGUAUCUUCAACAUUAGUUUUAACCCUGUAGCUCCCACAAGCAUGCUGAAAGUUCUAAGCAGAAUAUCCGCUCAAGAGGCAAGCAAGAAAGCUGGCAAGUCUGUUGUUCCUGACAAAGCUGUCCUGGAGAUGCUGUGCAGGGCCAGCGCAGGAGAUAUCAGAAGUGCAAUAAACAGUCUGCAGUUUACGUUGGUGAAAGGCUGCCCAUUGGAACAGAGUCAGUUGCCAAAGAGUAAAGGAAAAUCUUCAGUAAGAACUGGUACAUCUUUGGGACGAAAGUAUAAAGAAAAGUCUUCAAAGGCACAUGAAAAUGUGAGUGCCCUACCUGCCAUUGGAGGCAAGGACCAAUCCCUCUUCCUUUUUCGAGCUCUGGGAAAAAUUAUGUAUUGUAAACGAGAGCCAUCCAGUGACGUGCAUUUGAAUCCAUUACCAACUCAUUUAUCUGAGCAUCAGAGGGAUCCGCUCCUGGUCAAUCCAGAGGAGGUAAUUGAAAAUUCACAUAUGUCUGAGGAGUUGUUUAAUCUUUACCUCCACCAGAAUUAUGUUGAUUUCUUCAGUGACAUAGAUGACAUAGUGCGUGCUAGUGACUACCUCAGUGAUGCGGACUUCCUAACAGUAGAUUGGAGUCAUCGUUCAACCAUGUGGAAAUAUAGUGCGUCUGUGGCAACCAGAGGGCUGAUUCAUUCCAACAGAGCUCGAGCUUGGGCUAAUUGUAAAGGAGGAGCUGGUUUCAAACCUUUGCACAAACCACAGUGGCUAUCGAUAAACAAAAAGUAUAAAGAAAAUUGUCUUGCCGCCAAAGGUUUCUUCUCGAACUUCUGUUUAGCCCCACUUUGCCUUCAGACUGAGCUAUUACCAUACCUAGCGCUACUGACAAACCCCAUGAGAAAUCAAGCACAAAUUAAUUUUAUUCACGAUGUGGGAAGGUUUCCAUUCAAGCGAUACUCUACAAGGCCGGCAUUGGAAGCUUUAACGGAUAAAGAUCCUGGUAUUGUGGAGCUCAGUCACGAGGAAGAGGACUGUUGGCGGCCUCAGCCAUUAGUGACACAGGAACAGACAGCAGCAAGCACACAAGAGCCUCAGACCACGUACUCUGCAGGUGUUGCCGGCCAGUGCGGUGGAGGGGACCUGCCGAGCAGCCAGCCGCAACCUACCAUAACACAAGCCUUUCUCGAGGACGAGGAGCUAAUAAUUGAGGAAUAUGAUAGUGACUAAUGUAGAAGUUUUCUUCUGGACUAACUUACGGGUAGAUGCAUAUUUAUUUUUAAUUAUUGAAAUUCUGAUAAAUAAUAGUUCAAGAGCAUUUUUUUUGGCAAAUGAAAAUGCUGCUGAAACCAGAGUAACUAAAAAAGAGUAUUUGAAUUACGCUGAGCAUGAAAAUAAUGUUUACAUAAACAUGCCCAAAACUCUGGAGCUAUCAGACAUCAUUUAAUUUCUCCAUAGCUCACUAACAUCUACUGACAGUGCAGUCCCUCAGUGGAUUGAAUAGAACCAUUUCCGUCAGUACCAAAGGGAUCUACCUGUUGUACAGGAAACAGUCUUGAUCAAAUGCUUUCGCUAAAUAUUCACACUUAUGCCAAAUUUCUUUUCAUCAUUUUUGUCAGUGUCGUGCAUGUUUUUUUUCUUUGCUUUUAUUGAGCCUGUUUAUAUAAAAAGUUGAAAAUUGAAUCAUUUCGUUUUCAAAGAGUUUAGAUAUGCAAAUGAAGUUAUUGGAACAAUUAUAAAUAAUAUUUAUAUUUAUGUUUGAGAUUGCUUCUGGUGAACAAAAUAAAAGGGCAUCAAGUCCCUCUUCAGCACCCUGAGCCUAAUACCUAAAUUGGUCAUGUGCAGUUCUGAGUAGAUUGACAUUUUAUUUCAGUGUAAAAUGCACCGAGUCAUACAGAAACGUUACUCCAAGUUACACUUACAUCUUCUAAUGACCACAGCGAUGCUUGGUUUGUUAUAUUUGUAUAGUUAUUUAAAUCUUUGUCAAAGAUCAUUCUCAAUAGUUCAAUCUUCUCUUAUAGUUUUUUAUUAUCUACAUUGUAUACUUUCUCACAAAGUAUUCAGCAAAACCUUUAAAUUGUUUAAUAUUGUAAAUAUCUUCACAUGGCCACCUGUCUUCUCUUUCCAAUGUUGGCAGUACUAUCACUUGAUAACAUCAAAUCAAGUUGUGGAUUUCAUAGAUUAUUAACUAGUCUGGAACUAAUACACAGGAAUAAAUAAAUACGACGUGGCUCCCGACAGCUUCAGUAUCA
Messenger RNA from Mobula hypostoma (lesser devil ray), 3238 nucleotides. It is a transcript of the gene rad17, whose product is annotated as RAD17 checkpoint clamp loader component. The coding region runs from base 129 to 2216 and encodes 695 amino acids. The record is from RefSeq and is a predicted model, not a curated record. The transcript is spliced from 17 exons. Gene Ontology annotation, cellular component: nucleus; Rad17 RFC-like complex. Gene Ontology annotation, molecular function: chromatin binding; DNA clamp loader activity. Gene Ontology annotation, biological process: DNA damage checkpoint signaling; DNA repair; mitotic DNA replication checkpoint signaling. NCBI's taxonomy places the organism in Eukaryota, Metazoa, Chordata, Chondrichthyes, Myliobatiformes, Myliobatidae.